Messenger RNA from Atta colombica, 2872 nucleotides. It is a transcript of the gene wus, whose product is annotated as dnaJ homolog subfamily C member 22. The coding region runs from base 306 to 1424 and encodes 372 amino acids. Gene Ontology annotation, cellular component: plasma membrane; early endosome. NCBI's taxonomy places the organism in Eukaryota, Metazoa, Arthropoda, Insecta, Hymenoptera, Formicidae. The transcript is spliced from 5 exons. Gene Ontology annotation, biological process: endocytosis. The record is from RefSeq and is a predicted model, not a curated record.
ACGUCCCUGAACUGAUACCGUUAUACCUGGCGGAGCGUUGAACCAGAAACCGGUGCAGUGGAACCACGACCGUCAUUUCACGAUAUACCACCGAGUGUACCUGAGUCCAAAAACAGUAAAAAGUUAUUUGCAUGUAAACUUUUAUUUUGCCUGUGAAGAUGUGUAAAUGACGACGACACAGUAGGACAUGUAAUUCUUUGCGUAGAAUUUCGUAAAAUUUCCGACCAGGACAAGUAAUUGUCCACGCGAUUAAUCGAUAGUGAUUCAAAAUGGGUAUUUUGUGACCUGUUGCUUUAGAAGAUAACAUGGAAAAAGCGAAAGAAAAUGGAUUGUAUAUGCAUGAUCCGGGGUAUAAAAGUGUUAAAACUAAGUUUUGGGCUUAUUUUUUUUGGUUGUUCGGUGGACUCUUUGGAGCACAUCAUGUGUACCUCGGCAGAGACGAUCAGGCAUUCGUGUACAUCAGUACAUUCGGCGGUUAUAUAGGUUGCGGUUUUCUCAGGGACAUUUAUAGGAUACCUGCAUACGUGGCCGAUGCGAAUAACGACGCAAGGUUCAUCGAGGAUUUUAAACGAAAAGUCAGAGCUAAUCGAAAGCCGCCGUUUUCCGCAGUGCGAUUUGCGGCGCAAGCUGCGGUUGCUUACUUAUGGGCCGAGCUAUUCAACAGUGCGAUCCCGCAGGAAGAAGUGUACGGUAUUAAUUUCAGAUAUCUGCUGAUUCUAGUACCGGCUGUGAUCGCGUUAGGUGUAUGGACGGUCGGGAACAUUGGGAGAGAACAAGGUUCGAUAUGGAUAGCUCUUGUCACAUCAUAUCUGUUUUAUCCGACCUUAUAUUACAUCGCCGACGAUACCAUGUGGAUCUUCCUCAUGGUGGUUACCUCGAGUCUCAGCUUCGACACUUUCAGCAAGCAAUGGCGGCUAAAACCGAAAAAAAGAAGAAGCUUCUUCCGACGUAUAGCCUGCUUAGGCUUAGCUCUCAUGCUCUACUUCGCCGUAAUCGGUAGCUACUUAUACUUCAACGCGGUUAUUACGGAUAGCGAAGGCGAGGAGAUCAAACUGUCGGAAGCGGUGCAACAUUUUCUCACUUCGCCAAUUUGGACAGAUCUCAAGGCGAGUUUGGAAGCGACGUGGAACCAGGCGAGACAUCAAGGCUUCUGGGCAACGUGGGCGCAACUGGUGGACCUCACGGAUCCUCGAGGCGAGAUAAAUGCCUACAAGAUCCUGGGUCUCUCACAAACCGCUUCGCAGAACGAAGUCACGGCACGAUGGAGAAGUCUAUCCAGGGAUAAUCAUCCUGACAAGGUUAAAGGUUCAGAGGAGGAAAGGCGCAAGGCUCAAGAAAAAUUCAUGGAAAUCCAACAGGCGUAUGAAAUCCUGUCUCAAGCGAAGAAUCGCCGGCAACGACGAAAUCGUCGUUCUGAGAAAUGAGCGUACUUUUGAUUCAAAGGAUUAAUAAAAAACAAAGACUCGACAAAAGAAUCUCCAAAUACGCCAAUCUCUGUGUUUCAACUAUGUAUAAUCAAAAGACAGUAACUUUAUUAAUAAGAUUAAUAAGACAUUUAUUUAAACAACCAUCUGACAGUAACUGCAUCGAUAUAAAAUCUUGUACGUAAAACGCAUGUAUUAUAAGUUAGGGGGAGGCCUGCGACACAUUAAUCGCAAGUCCAUUCGAUUAUCUUUAACUUUAAUCGGUAAGAAACCCCUGAAGCUUCGCUUCGGCGCGUGCUUCAAGUUAAGCUCAUAUCAGAUUAGAGAUUAAGAUUGAAUUAAAAUUUGAUCAAUCAAAACAAAGUUCACUAAACUUGAUAUAAUUUUCUUUCUUCUAAUUAGUUAAAACCCAAUCCAAUCAUAAUUUCAAUUUCUAGUCUGAUACGAGUAUUACACAUUCACGUUUCCUGGAAAAAAUCGAGAUUCCAUUUACCGAGGUUGGGAAAGAGGUAACUUUCACUAUCACGAUUAACGCGAUCUCUCGAUUGUAACUUUGCGAUCUUCUAUCUCUAAAUCGCCUUUGCGCGCACGCAGCAAACCUUGUUUCGUCACAUCUCGCGCGCAAUCCAUUAUAAAUCUAAACUAAAAAUAAGAUUCGACCGUUCCAAUGUUUAUGCGUCCGACCAUGGCGGCUGUUUACAUCGAAAACAAUCUCGAAUACGAGGACUAUAAACAUAACUUCAACGGCAGCUGCCGACUGGAUCGUGGUUGAAUCGGGAACGAUCGAAGUUUCGAAGGUCCUCCCUUUUGAUCUCGCAAAACGUCCUUUCGGGUGAAAUGCAUCGCUAAUAUUUUUUGGCGAGGUAAAAACGAACAACCUACGAUCUACUUGAAGCACCGCGGCUCCGAACGAUCGGCCAGGCAACAGCGGAAUCGGAUAAUAUGUAAAUGAUCUCAAAUGGAUCAUAAAUACUCUGUCCAUCUCGCUGCUUUAUGUCAAACAGACUCGAUUAAACCUUUCAAUCUCCACUCGCGUGUGUUCAAUGCCAAACGGACGACUAAACGCGGCCCGUAAUUUUAAUCGCGAAAGCUUUACAUUCGACUACUUGCUCUUCUUCUUCGAGCGUGGCGGCUUUGCCAUGGAGUUCUCGAUCUUAUCCGUAAAAUUUGUCCCGUACUUUUCAGACGUUUUCUCCAGAAAAUCCUGCUGCGAAACCAACGUCACCCUGAAAAAUAGCACAAAUUUUUAUUUUCUCUUUUGAGUUUACGUUUACUUUAGAAUUAAAAUUAUCGAACGUGAUUUAAAGAAAAUAUCCAAUUAAUAUUUUAAUGUUAUCUAUUUCUUCUUGAGGCUGCUUGUAAUUUUCUACUAAACGUCAAAGACAUUGCAAAGUUUGUACUCAUUGAAAAAUGUGAUUACAAAGUAUUGAUCGGCAUGACUCAGAAAG